AUCUUCAGUUACAAUUGUUAUACCGUCUGUUGUUGUUGUGUGUUCCGCGUUCACGGACUGGUUCGUGCACGAUAGUUUUUCAUAAUCAAAUGAGUGUCGAUUUAUUUUAUUUUAUUGUAGUGUUAGUGUGAAAACUUUAGCUAGCCGUUUUCUUUUAGAAAGAAUUAGGAAUUUUUUUUUUCACAAUGCGACUGUUACUUUUGGUCAUCUUAGCUACCACUGGAUUAGCUGUCGUUUCUUCCGAAAAUAAUUGUAAAUUUCCUGGUGCUCCAGCACAUUCAUCGGUAACAUUUACCAAUGAUUCAUUGCCUAUUGGAGCAAUAGCUACUUACAGCUGUGAACGAGGUUUUGAACUUUUGGGACCUGCUCGUAGAGUAUGUGAGACAACCGGAGAAUGGCUACCAGAGGGAAUUCCAUUUUGUGUGUUGAACGUUGCCGCAGGCAAAGCGCCCAUGCAAAUCAGCUCGGAACCAGGCGGCUUGCCACAGAAAGCUAUUGACGGAAGUACUAGCUCAUUUUUCAGCCCUGAAACAUGCACACUCACCAAACCAGAACGGACCCCAUGGUGGUAUGUGAACCUGUUAGAACCAUACAUGGUGCAAUUAGUUCGAUUAGAUUUCGGCAAAGCUUGUUGUGGUAAAAAUAAACCAGCCACAAUUAUAGUUCGAGUGGGAAAUAACAGGCCUGACUUAGGUACAAAUCCCAUAUGCAAUCGUUUUACUGGGUUCAUUGAUGAAGGUAAACCAUUAUUCUUACCAUGUAAUCCACCCAUGCCUGGGGCAUUCGUUAGUGUACAUAUGGAAACAGCAGGAGCAUCAACUCAAUUAUCUAUUUGUGAAGCAUUUGUUUACACAGAUCAAGCAUUACCAAUCGAAAGAUGUCCACAAUUUAGAGACCAACCUCCGGGCAGCACAGCUACAUACAAUGGUAAAUGUUACAUAUUUUACAAUCGUCAACCAAUGAAUUUGAGAGAAUCCCUUGCUUUUUGUCGAUCAAGAGGAGGAACAUUGGUGGACGAAAGUAAUCCGGCUCUACAAGGUUUUGUUAGUUGGGAAUUAUGGAGGCGGCAUAGGAGUGAUUCUCAAAGUCAAUAUUGGAUGGGUGCAGUGAGAGAUUCUCAUGACCGAAAUAACUGGAAAUGGCUAAACGGCGACGAUCUUACAGUUUCAUUUUGGAGUGUUCCAGCUAAUGGACCAGAAUCAAAUUCAAUCAAUGGUGGUGACUGCGCACGUUUUGACGGUGCCAAAGGUUGGCUAUGGUCUGACACAAACUGUAACGCACAACUAAACUACAUUUGUCAACACCAGCCAAAUGCUUGUGGAAGACCAGAACAGCCUCCAAAUUCAACAAUGAUAGCAGAAAACUUCAAUGUUGGUACGGUAGUAGAGUAUACUUGUGACGAAGGUCAUUUACUGAUUGGACCAUCUACUCGCACGUGUCUUGCUACUGGAUUUUACAAUGAAUUCCCACCAGUCUGUAAACGUAUUCAAUGUGGGUAUCCGGCAGAAAUUUCCAAUGGUAGUUAUAAGUUGAUCAAUGGAACUAUAAAUUACUUAAGCCAAGUACAAUAUAACUGUUCCGAAGGAUUUAAAAUGACUGGUAGAGAUCGAUUAAUAUGCGACUUAGAUGAAAGAUGGGAUGGACCUCCUCCCAAAUGUUCUGUCCAAAAAUGUGAAGAUCCACCUAUUAUUUCUAAUGGUGAAUAUCAGAUGUCAAAUAACGAUAGUAUUGUAGGAACAAUCGUAGAAUAUUCGUGUGUAUCUAGAAAAUUUAGGCUUGUUGGAACAAAGGAGUUAAUAUGCUUACCAAAUGGACAAUAUGAUAAUAAGCCUCCCUAUUGUAAAGAAGAAAUCAAGACACCACCUGCACCCAUUUUAGUCACUAAACCACCAUCAUCUGCUACAUCAACUACUCCUAGUAGUAGGGUAACCCCAAGUCGAGAAAAGCCACGACCAUUUACUACUAGACCAACAAUUGUUACUAAGCCUUCAAAUGAUCAUGACGACAAUGGUCAAACUUCAUCUAAUGUCGUUAUUGCUUCUGCACAUCCUCACGAUAAUGAAAUUCCAGACAGUGUUCAUGUACGAACAAAUCCUAAUGCUGCUAAUAUACCAAAUCAAGUAGAAAGUGAACACCGCAUUGGUCCUAAACUGAAUUUAGGAGCAAUUAUUGCUUUGGGAGUAUUCGGAGCGUUUGUAUUUUUAGCCGCAGUCGUUACUACUAUCGUCAUAUUAGUGAAAAGGAAUCGCAGUGCCAAACACUUCCGCCACCGUGCAUCUCCAGAUACGAAUACGGUGGCUUCAUUAGACUCAUCAGAAUCAGAAAGUCGAGGUGGACUGAAUAGAUAUUAUAGACAGGCAUGGGAGAACUUGCAUCAAUCUGCUGUUUCGCCAAAACAUUCAAGACAUCAUCAUCAUCACCAUCAUCAGACGAACAGGCGUAAAGAAACAAUGGAUCCUUCACCUAGAAUGGAAAGUAUGAGAGAUGGCUCUGAAUUAGUUGUUAAUGAUGCAUAUCAUCCACGAUCGCAGGACAAAAAGAGACAUCAUCAUCACCAUCACCACCAGGGAAGGCCAUCUAAUAGAUACUAACUACAAUAUUUAUAAAGUUAUAUUAAUUAACUAGACUAAUUAUUUUACCUAAACUUGUGAGGGAGGAUAAAAAUGCGGAUUUUGAAGUGGACGUUACAAAAACAGAAUUUUUAAAUUUCGAAGUAAAUUUCUUUAUAUUUUAAAUACCGUCAAUGUUUCUAUACGAAAGUUAUUCUCAUUUAGAAAAAUACGAGUCAUACAUUAUCUUAUUUACUAAUAACUUAUUAAAUUCUAUGUAUUGCCAUAUAAUAAGGGAUUCAUAUCUUUGAUUUGAGAAGUUUUUAUGAACGUUUUAUAGGGCGUAGCCAUACUAUUACCUGAAUAAUUGUUCUAUAAUCUCAUAUUUUGAAAGUGAGUAUUAAAAAAAAAUAAUUGCACGACUGCUUUUAGCCUAUUUGAUUCAAUAACAAUUUUAUCUUGGUUAAUUUCAUCAUAAAACGAGAAAAAAUAUACCAAGUCGGGCAACUCUUAUUUGUUAAAAAAAAUAUUUAAAAAUAAUCUUAGUCCAACAAGAAUCAUAUAUCGAAAUCCUCAUUUUAUCCUUGUGUUAAUUAUGGUCGCCGAAUACCCAAAAAGGGUUUGUAAUGUCUGCAUAGAACAUUAUAUAAAUUGUUUUUAUUGUUACCUAUUCUGGCGUUGAAAAUAAAGUCAAUAAUAUUUAAGUUUAAUUAUACAAUUUUAGGGUUGAUGUAGGUACAAAAUUAUCUCUAUAUUUAUAUGUACAUAAUGUAGAAUGAAAGUACCUACCAACAAAUCUUGUUUUAUCAAGUAUUAUUUAUUAUUUAUUAAAAUAUAUCUGUUUUGUUAGCAGUAUAGUAUAUUAAGAAUAUUAUAUAGUAUUUUAUGUAAUUUUUUUUUACUUAGUAAAUUUGUAAAUAUUUAAUAAUAGUUAUGU
Messenger RNA from Daktulosphaira vitifoliae (grape phylloxera), 3486 nucleotides. RefSeq lists its product as uncharacterized. The transcript has 13 exons. The record is from RefSeq and is a predicted model, not a curated record. Lineage: Eukaryota; Metazoa; Arthropoda; Insecta; Hemiptera; Phylloxeridae. The coding region runs from base 186 to 2591 and encodes 801 amino acids.